GUGUGUGUGAGAGAGAGAGAGAGAGAGAGAGAGAGGUGUGUGUGUGUGUGUGUGUGAGAGAGAGAGAGAGAGAGAGAGAGAGAGAGAGAGAGUUUGGGAUGGUGGCUAAAGUGGGUGGAUGUAUUGUUUGUGUAUUGUGGUGACAGAACGCGCAAUCUGUGGGCUUGAGUCGAAAUCCAACUGCGCUGCUGGAGUAGGAGCCACGGCGCUGCCACCGGGACAAGGAGGAGGAGGAGGAGGAGGAGGAGGAGGGAUGCAACUCCCACCCUCAUGUGUUGUGUGCUUGGAUUCCUUAGGCACAAAUGGAGGACCUGCGUCGCUGCCCUGUGGACAUAAUGCGUGUUUGGAGUGCCUGCGAGAGAUGCAAGCACGCCAUGCGACGAACGGAAAACCAGUUUGUCCGAUCUGUCGGGAACCGUUCGAUUCGAACACCUGCUUUGGUCUGAACAGGGACUUGAGAGAUGCAUUGGAAAGGGCUCAGCAGGCGACCGCAGAGGCGGAGAGGCAGGCAGAAGCUGUGGCGCAAGCGCUGGAAAGAGAGCGAUUGGCGGUUGUAGAAGCAGAAAGACAAUCGGCCGCGGCAACGCAGGCACAGGCGACAGUGGGUGCAAUGAUUGGUAGAGGAUGUCAACCUGGCGGAUCGGCUCGAGCUUAUAUGGGAGACCAGGGGAGCGGGAGACAGACGGGCGAUUGGGUUGCGGGUUGGGAGGAGGGAGAAGAAGACGAAGACAGGGGUUAUGUCGGGAUCGAUCGGACAAAUUGCCGAGGAUCGAAGAACGGUGAACCGGAGGUUAACGCGUGGGGCUUUUUGAAUAGCCUGUUAUUGUUGAUGACGGGGGGCGAAGAAGAAAAACAGCCCUCUGGAGGGGAAGUUAUGGCGAGGACGCCCGCUUUCGGUGCGUUUGGUGGCGGUGCGUCGCAUGUUCCGAGCGCCCCGCCGCUCAGCAUGGCAACAGGAAUGGCGUGUGACAUCCAGAUGGUCAAGGCGGUUCUGGAAGCAAUGCCGCCGCAAUGGGUACCGGAUAGCGGGGCGUCUGCCUGUAUGCAAUGCGGCUCGCCGUUCCGACCAGUCGUGUGUUUUCGACAUCACUGUCGUUUUUGCGGGGGUCUCUUCUGCAGAUUUUGCUCGAUGGGGAGGUGUUUACUUCCGGUGCUGUUCAGGGAGAGAAACCCUCAACGUGUGUGCGACACCUGCAAGGAGCGACUGGAGCCGGUGCAGAGGGUGUUGGUUGAAAGGGUGAGCAAUGCUGCGCAAGUGGCUUUGCAUGACGUCACAGAUAUGUCGAGUAUGCGCGGAUGGAUCAACAGCCCACUGAACUUAAGCAUGGAGGAUGAGAUUUUCAAAGCUACCAAUACUCUCAGGAAUUACCGCCAGAUCUCAAACGCAGAGAAAAGGGUGAAGUGCUGGUAUAGGGCCAAGAAUCUGGAUGAGAUCUGGUCCGAGGACGAUGGACUCAAAAUCCGGAGGUUCCGCGGCUUUGGAUCGUAUGUGUGCCACCGGCAGAAAGAGGCCGGUGAUUUAUGGGGCUCUACAUAGGAUCUGGAAUUGUACGAAUGCAAGUCGAAGGGUGGGUCGAAUGUUUGCUUUUGCUUAUAUGUGAGCCGCGGAAUCAAGGCUACCCUGAGAU
This is a messenger RNA of Chara braunii, 1628 nucleotides long. The record is from the annotation of a GenBank genome assembly. Lineage: Eukaryota; Viridiplantae; Streptophyta; Charophyceae; Charales; Characeae.